This is a messenger RNA of Epinephelus fuscoguttatus (brown-marbled grouper), 4646 nucleotides long. RefSeq names its product Myb/SANT-like DNA-binding domain containing 4 with coiled-coils (gene msantd4). The transcript has 5 exons. Lineage: Eukaryota; Metazoa; Chordata; Actinopteri; Perciformes; Serranidae. The record is from RefSeq and is a predicted model, not a curated record. Bases 1 to 1467 code for a protein of 488 amino acids.
AUGGUCCCCCCUUUGAUUUGUGAUCGAUCUCUCUUUUUAUCCCCGUUUCCAUUGUCCCUCUCUCUUGUCAUACCUUUGAUUUUUUCUAUUGCUCCCUCCAUACCUACACCUCCCUUGUCUCCCCCAAAGUUUUCUCUCCUCGUCUCUGUUUCUCUCUCUGUAUCUCUGGGGUUUCUGUCUGCCCUCCUUCUCGCCGUCAAGCUGGAUUUCCUGCAGGUGAAGCAUCUGAAGAGGAAGAGGAAGAGCAACUACAGUGUGAGAGAAACACAGACUCUCAUCAGGGAGAUCCACAAGAGGACGGAUGUGUUGUUUUCCAGACAGCAGAACACAGCCAUUAAUGAGCUGAAGAGACAGGCAUGGGAGGAGGUGGCACGGAGUGUUAAUGCACUGGGGGAGGGAGAGCUUCGCACUGCUGCCGAGGUGAAGCGUCGUUACCUGGACUGGCGUGCACUCAUUAAGAGAAAACAGCUCCGGGCUGAGCUCUCCCUCUCCUCCGCCUCAUCCUCGUCUGUGCCCCUGAAGACUGAGUACGAUCAGUCCUCCCCUGAGCAUGAGGCAGCUUCUCUGGGAUCGGGAUGUGACCAGCUGCUUGACCUCUCGGGGCUCUCGAAGGAUUGCCACUGUGACUGGCCGGAGCUGACGGGUCUUGGUGAGCCGAGUGGGCAGGCCAUGAUGGCUCCGCUGGGUGUGAAGAUGGAGGACGAUGUCAGUGAAUACAGACUGGAUGGUGAUGGUGAUAUAGGAGACGGAGAAAUAGAUGAAGAUGAUAUCCCCUCCCUCCUCAGUGACAUUGAGUCACGCGGUGAGGGGCACGUUGGUGAUGUUUACUCCCACGACUUGGACAUGCUCAGCUCCUCCAAGGCCCCAACUUCUACCACCAACAGAGACCUGCCCCUCGCUGGUGGCAUGAUGGGGAUGCCUGCCCAUGCUCUGGGUGCUCUGAACAAUCAUGACAACACGGGGACGGGUUUUCUGGUUGUUGUUGAGAAACAGCGAUUAGAGCUGGAAAAACAGCGCCUGGCUGUGGAAACCGAACGCCUGGCAGUGGAGAAAGAGCGGCUGGUGGUGGAGAAGGAGCGACUUCGUCAGAUGGAGGUGGAGAGGGAGAGACUGCAGCUGGAGAGGGAGAGGUUACAGGUGGAGAGGGAGAGGCUGAGGCUUCUGCUCCUCAGUCAUUCAGAGCAUUCUGACUCCUCCUUAAACCUACCACCACAACAAGGCCCGCCCUCGUCCUCCACGCCUUCUUUAUCCUCCACCCAGGAUGGGCAGAGGGAGAGAGAGAAAGAAAGUCAAGGCUGGAUGCCAGUAGUGAAUCUGGAGACAGAGAGGCUAAAACUGGAGAAGGAGAGACUGCAGCUGGAGAAAGAGAGGCUGCAGUUCUUCAAAUUUGAGGCUGGCAGACUGCAGAUUGAGAGAGAACGCCUCCAAGUGGAGAAGGAGAGAAUGCAGCUGCACAAAGAUCAUUAGAGCCGCUGAGACGAGGGAGAGAGAGAGAUGAAUACAUUAGAUUUUCACCAGCUUCAGGGGUGCUUUUAAUACUGAAAACAACCCAGAAUGUGAGGAUUUCCAUCAGCAGCUGCUCCCUUAUCAAGCUCCCCACACACAUAUCCUUAAGGAAGACGUGAGGCCAUUAAAAUGAUCAUUCCUGACUGGAACUCGGCCAAGGAGAAGACUGAGAUGAAGGGCUGGCAUAUUUACGACCACCAUGAUAAAGCUGUGCCUUACGAUGUCUUCAUAAAAUGGGUGACAGGACGGGGAAGAUGCCAUGAUGAUAAAAUGUAGAAUUUGUUGGGCACAUGCAGCCGGUUAGCCCUGAACAUGAUUUAUAAAAUGUUCAGCGCCUCAUCUAAAUACAGUAACAUACAAAAUGUGCUGUACAAAAAAAUUAAAUGCUGGGAUAUCAAUGCAACACAUGCAUACAAGUGUAGCAAUGUUUUCAUGAUGUAUAGACUGAAUCACAGUGACACUGGGCUAACAACAAUCACUUCCAGGUAGACAACCGGCCAUUGAUUUCAAUUGUGGCGAUAUGGACAAUUGGCAGACUCGUUUAUUUCUGUCACCAUUUUCAGCCGUGACUGUAAUGUAUAUAGCUAAACUAAAAAAAUUAAUAUCAGUGUAAGUAAACAUGAUAUUUGGAUUAUUUGUUCUCCACUUCUCCAUAUCAGCCCGAUUACGCAGUGUCUUACAUUGCUGGCUUGGAUCGUGAACAACAGUGAGUGUCGUGCGCGAUAAUCCAUCGUUUUAUCUCAUGUAGUGUGACAAAGUAGACGACAACCGAUGCCACGUCUGGGAUGCCUCACGACAUCCUGACAGAAAGUCUAGCGUGUUUGAUUUUCUUUUCGUUCACGACUUCUCCCGUCACAACUGUCACUUUGACCAAUAGAAACACAGAGCAAUCUGCUGCCAUGGACAACUGUAUGUCUACAACACCCCAGCUUUAUUAAUAUUUCCUCUGGGGACGUUACCAGGUCAGAAUAAAAAAGGAAAAAUACUGGCAUGAAACAGCAGAGGCACUUUAGCAACCAGGUGAGUACUGCUAUUAGCAUCAAGCUAGCAAAAAAUUGUUAUUUCUUUAUAAUGGAGGAUAUAAAGUGAUAAAAUUAAAAAAUAGAGGCAGGAAUUUUACUUACCACAACUGCCAACACAUUCUCACUCCGACCUCGUCACAUAUUGAUUUCCACGUCCACAUACGGUGUGCAAGGUACCCAGGGUGCGUUGAUUGGUGAUGUUCUGGGACACCAUGUCAAGUUCUGCCUGUUACAUGCAUUGUCUUCUUUCAAAAUAUACUUCUGUUUUCAUAGGCGUCUCUCCCCAUUUACAUACGGUCUCUUUAACAAAAAAACAAAAACGCACUAUGUCAGUACAACACCGCAAAUUGCCGUUUUUUUUUUCCCUUCAACAACAAACGCACAUGGCUGGGUUUAGGCAACAAAAACACGUGGUUAGGUUUGGCUUCAGAAACUUAUAGGAUGCGAACACUGCUCUCUCAGGUCAAAGUCCGUGUUUGUUGUAUUUUUUACUUUUAAUCUGCUCCUGUUUGCCUUGUUAAAGUUAAUGCAUCGUGCUGUCUUUCAAACUCAACACUUCCUGUAUCUGUUUAAAAUUAAAAGCCCCAUAUAAUUUUGGCUGAAAUAAUCCCUUGAUUUUCAAAACAGGCUUUUAUUGUGAAACAUUUGGAGGAACUUGUUGUGGAGGAUUCAGUGACUUGUAUAAUUUGCGUGUGGUUCUUCAAAUAUAGCUCCUGCCAUCUGGUGGUGCGUUUUAUGUUACUAUAGUAACAUUUUGGCGGGCAAAUGAACAGCCACGGUGACUGAAAUAAUAGCAAUAAUAAUAAAAAUAGGACAAGACUAACCUGAUGACAUCACACAUGUCGUAAAAGACGACCAGGGAUAAUUGGUGUGAACCAACGUGUGGUCUGUCAUGUCUGUCGGUCAAGUCACGGCACGAUUUUAUGACUCCACAAUCACCUGAUCAGACAUAGUGAUGGUCGGAACAGACAAAGAUGUCGUGUAGUGUGAACCCGGCAUAACUGAUCGAGACAGUGGUGGACCAGCAACUUCUGUGUUCUGCGAAGUAAAAUUACUGUUGUUGUCAAUAGAGUCUGCUGGCUUUAAAAUAAUGGCUUCAGUUCCCCAUCUGGGGCUGUCUAAAGUCAAGGUAAAGCCGGUGAAAAUAUUCUUAAUAUAGCAUACACUUAAACUGAUAUUGAUUUUUUAGGUGGCUAAAAACCAAUCAGUUGAGGCAGCAUUUGCUUAGUGCCAUUUGAUUUUAUGUACAUAACGCAAGGGUUUUCUACCUGGAAGUUACUGCAAACAAACUUUGGGAUUCAGUCUAUAUGAAAAAUUGAAUCAUGAUGUCUUACUUUACAUUUAUGCACCAAACCAGUGCCAAUUUAUUUACUGCAUGUGUCUGUAUAAUUCAUAAUCCAUCUUAAAAAAAUUCUAUUGUUACUUGUACAGAGAGAUUUUUAUGCUAUUUAUGUUUUGCGGUCAAGUGCUUGUGUUAAAAUAUGGUUUACAUGGUAAUGCUUGUGACUUAGUGCAUUCCUCCACCAGUGUUAAACAGAUAUUUCAUUUUUGCCUGUCAUAAUAUGAAAAGCACAGGCGUUAAUAAUGACAUUAAUGACCCCCUGUUCUCUUUACACGUCCCAGUAAGACAGUGUGACAGCAACCCAGCAUGCUCAGUACCUUAAAGUGAAGCAGCUAAAUGGAAUCCAGUCAUUAAUUUGAUUAUUUACACCUGUGCUUUCCUACUGUGACAUGUCAAAAUGUCUUCUGUGAAAUAAGGCCUAUUAAAAUGUGAUGUUUUUGCCAUUAAGAUUUGUGGCCUUGGAGCUGCAGGUGCUCAUCUGUGAUGAGCAGGUGCUGGGAGUUUGGCGUGCAUGUCGUAAAAUGAAACUGAAAUAUUCCUUUGAUGGCUGUUUUUCUCCUGUGAAAUGUUACUGGCUACUGAAAACUAUACUCUGCUACUGUGUACUGAAGGUUAUGUCUCCCACACACCACACACACAAUGUCUUUUAUGAUGUAAUGAGUCACCCCUUUUUUAAUGUUUGCCCUUUAACACCAGUUUGUCUCUUAAAACAACUUCAGGUGACAUCACUGGCCUACCAGCCCUAUUUUAUUAUUCUGUUAUGUUACAUCAUUUUA